AGAGAUGGUUCUCAAAUUCUAAAAAAGAUUGCCUAAUUCGUUCUCUGGUGGAAUCAAAAGGUGCAACUUUGUAAUCGUUUUUGUAGUGCCUUCUAUUCCAUUUUGAAAAAUGCCAUCCCAAAUGGUGGAUCCCCAUAGUUUGUCUCCAAGGUCCUUCUUCUCUGAGGAGUUAUGCUUUCAUAAUGAGAUGCCGGUUUCAUAUUGGAAGUCAGAUGGCCUGCCCAAUUAUCAUGGUCUGAAAAUGGAUGAAACAGUCAGAGGAGGUGGACCUUCUUCACCCUACAUGAACCAGUUCUCCAUCAGUUCUCAGAUGGCUAAGGGAUUUGGUGCUCAUGAUCCUGAAAUAAGCCCGGAGCAGAAAGUAAACCCAAUUAUGCAAAAGCAUGCAAUUGGGCAUCAAAAAGUUGUCAGCUACUCUUUGCCAAGAACUCUUCAUAGUGAUCUAGGCACAAGAUCUAUUUUAAAUACGGAAUCUGCAUUUUAUUCAGUGGAAGGUGACAAAUUGACCUCAAUGGGGAUUCAACAUGAAAAUGGUCUUUUCUCUAGCUCAUUAUCGGAGUUGUUUAGUAAAAACAUGCGACUUUCAAUGAGCAAUUUUUCCAAUGGAAACUCUAUUGGUCCAACAGAAGAAUCACACUGUGAGGGAAAAGAGGAACCUUUGGAAUCCCUUAAAGAACUUGAGGCUCACACUAUUGGCAAUCUUCUCCCUGAUGAUGAUGAUUUGCUUUCUGGAGUUACAGAUGGGAUGGACUGUUUUCACCAAGCCGCGGAUGAUAUGGAGGAUUUAGACCUAUUUAGCAGUGUUGGUGGGAUGGAGCUAGGUGAAGAUGGUUCUCAUCGAAUUGGUGGCAUCAAAUCUAGCACGGGGGUUAUUGGGACAAAUACAGCUAAGAAGUUGCCAGUUGGAUCAUCUUGCACAACAUAUAUGGACAAAGCUUUCAGCCGUGGGAUAUCAUCAAUGGGUGGACUGGGUCAAAUGAACAAUGAGUUUAGGGGAUCGCCGAAUCGCUACCCUCAUUCUAUUCCGAAAUAUCAUGAUGGCGGUUUGACCAAUUUAAUUCCUUCCAAUUCUCCAGGAGGCAUUGCCACUACAAAUAUGAAAGCUAGGUCAUCCGAGUUGAUUAAUAGCCAUCAAUAUUGUAGACUUGGCUCAAAUGGGCACUCAGUUGAAUUGAAUGAAAAUGGUUUUUGUCCCUCUGGUAAUGGUCUUUGUCCAACCCCCGGGAAUCCAUAUGCAUGGAGCAGCUCACCCCAGCGACAAGCCCAAAGAGUGAUGUGGCCAAACUCGCCGUCAUAUGUCACUGGAUUUAGUCCUGCUACUGCACAUCUCCACCCACAGCUACAUGGAGCACCACCAUCUCAUUUGCUGAGUGGACGACUUGUACCUGCAGUAAACAACCACCACCAUCACGUAGGGUCAGCACCAUCACUCAAUCCUUCCCUCUGGGAUAGAAGGAAUGCUUAUUCAGGAGAAUCCCCCGAUGCAUCCGCUUUCCACCCAGUUGGUUCUCUUGGCAGUUUGCGGAUAUCUGGUAACUCACCCCAGCAGUCUUUAGAGUUUGUUCCUCAUCAAAGUAUCUUCUCUGCCGGAGGAGGCGGAAUGCCUUCCAAAAAUGUUGUUGGGUUACACUCGCCUCAUCAGAGAUGCAUGAUGUUUCCAUCAAGAGGCCAAAUGAUUCCUAUGAUGAAUACGCCAUUUGAUUCUCCCAAUGGAAGGGCGAGAAGUAGGAGAAGCGAAGGCACUUUGAGUCAAACGGAAAACAAGAAACAGUUUGAGCUUGACAUUGAUCGAAUUUUGCGUGGGGAGGAUAAGAGGACAACAUUGAUGAUAAAGAACAUUCCUAACAAAUACACCUCAAAGAUGCUUCUGGCUGCAAUUGAUGAACGCCACAGAGGAAGUUAUGAUUUCAUCUAUUUACCUAUUGAUUUUAAGAACAAAUGCAAUGUCGGUUAUGCCUUCAUCAAUAUGACUGAUCCUUCCCUGAUAAUUCCAUUUCAUCAUUCAUUUAAUGGAAAGAAGUGGGAGAAAUUCAACAGUGAAAAGGUGGCAACACUUGCAUAUGCACGCAUUCAGGGAAAAGCUGCCCUAAUCGCCCACUUCCAGAAUUCUAGCUUGAUGAAUGAAGACAAGCGAUGUAGGCCCAUACUUUUCCAUACUGAUGGCCCCAAUGCUGGUGAUCAGGUGCCCUUCCCCAUGGGUGUUAAUGGAAGGUCAAGACCGGGGAAAGGCAGAAUCGGCACAGUCGAAGACAGCCAAGAGAGUAGUAAUGCGGAGUUGGGCAGAGAUCCAUCGUCCAUUUCCUUGGAAGAAUCGAUCUAAAACACACCACUUUCAUUUUUGUUGGCAACUAACCCUUUAGGAAUGAGGAGGUAUGAAGGUACGUGGGCUACAAAUAUUAUCUAUCCAUCCACCCAAUUUUCUUUCAUGUAUUCUAUCCGAUCACGACUGGUCGAGGAAAAGCGGGAAAGGAAGAGGAUAAAUAGUACCCACUUCAUAUUCUCUGUUUCUUUGCCGACGAUGUGAAAUCUAUGUGACCAAUGGUGACCCUUAUGUUUCUACUGAUGAGAUCCCUACCUAGGAGCUGAGCUUCAAAAGUUUUGGAGAUUUUAGAAGUACUAAUUGCUUAUAUGUGUCUGUAUGUGUACAGUGGGGUGGUGAUGGGGGGGGGGGGUUGUACAAGUUAUGGUGAGUGAGAAUUGCUGUGUAAGGUUGGUUUUGACUUUAUUGUGCUACCUAACCUUUGGCAUUUUCGCUUUUUUCUCGCGGACCUCGCGGUUCAUACUGCACGUCUGCACUGCAGUCUACCAAGAGAAGCCGCCAGAGAACAUUGUUUCUUUUGUUCUGUUAUUCGCAAUCUGAAGAGAAUACAUUUUUCUUUUCUGUUCUUAGUUUUGCUCCCUUUUGUUUUGAAUGAAUUCAUACUACCAGUUUUUAGAAGUGUAAUUUUCAUCAUUCUGUAA
Cuscuta epithymum is the source of this 2961-nucleotide messenger RNA. NCBI's taxonomy places the organism in Eukaryota, Viridiplantae, Streptophyta, Magnoliopsida, Solanales, Convolvulaceae. The record is from the annotation of a GenBank genome assembly.